AUGGACGGUAACUUUCCGCACAACGGCAUUCUCCCAUUUACAUACCAAGCAUCUGGGAUUCUCUUUGCAGAUUGGAUAAAUCUAUUUACACUCUGUCUCGCCCCCCUCAUUGUUCAUAUCGUUGCUGGCGUUCCAUCGCCCGUCUAUCUCUCUAGCCCACGACCUCGUUGGCACGAGCGGCUCGGCCACUAUAAUCCCACUUCGAUACUAUGGCGUUACUUCUCCAUCAUCGAUCGACGAGCACGAUCGCGUGCAUGGAAUUCUGCGGAUAUGGCAGCUAGUAAUGCACAUUUUUGGACAUCGAGUGGUUGGGAUGGCUCCGAAAAUAUGAUGCGGAAAAGUCGACGCUUUUGUUCUCGCAUUCCUAGUUCCCCGCAUGCUGUUUGGGUUUCGAAGACCUCAGCCGAAACAGUAGCGACUGUAUUGCAAGGGCUGCAAGCCGCUUGGCAAUUGGUCGGAGGAUUGAACGGGGGUGCCUAUUCUAAUACUAUCUCUCUGGGGACGGUUUUUGCACCGCUGGCUAUAUGCGGAUUAAUAAGAUUACCAGCGGCCUUCUGGAUAUCUGAUGACUACUCUUACGUGGAUGUAGAUGUCGAUAGCGAUAGUGACCCCGAAGUGGAAACUCGCAACGGAUACAGCCUAACUGGCACACUAAAACCACGCAAAUCACUAACAAGUCGUACCCUUCUCAGCUUAGGACUUCUCGAACCAUUCCCAGUCCACUCGCUUAACCUCCACUCUCCCCGUAACUGGCGCGGUAUAACUGUACGGAUCCUCUUUCUCCUUCCGUUACUUGCUCUCCUGGUCCUAGCGCUCCUUUAUCUUAUACCUUAUGAAAAUUCAUCUUAUCCUUUGAAUAUCUUCUUCACACUUACUCAAUUCCUCGUCGUCGUAUUCUUCACCAUCUUCCUCGUUUGCUCAAUCCCAAUCUACACAUUCUAUUUCCUGACCAAUAAUUCCACCACCACUAUCAUCCCAUGCAUAACGAGUCUUUGGUACAAAAUCUACACAGCCCUGUUAUUCGCCUGCAUUCUUGGCCUAGUCUGCGUUGCAGGUCUUGAAACUCGCGCCACCCCAUGUGGUCUAUAUACCACUAUACCGCCUGGCUUUUUUGAUAUGGUAGUUUGUGGAGGUCUGAGUGUGGCUAGGAAUGAGGCUGUGGAUGGGAUAGCUUCUGGUUUACCGUUCGGAGUUGCGUGGCGGAAUAGUACGAGUGAGGAGUUGGGGGGUGGAGUGUUUUAUCUGGGGGAAUUUGAUGGGUGGUGUAAGCUUGAGAUCACGGGCGAAGUAGUUGAAGCCUUUAUGCCUGUCAAUUUUUCGAGCUUUGGUGGGUGA
Molecule: messenger RNA, 1335 nt
Organism: Botrytis deweyae
Lineage: Eukaryota; Fungi; Ascomycota; Leotiomycetes; Helotiales; Sclerotiniaceae
Exons: 1
Coding region: 1-1335 (444 amino acids)
Source: RefSeq, a predicted model, not a curated record